Messenger RNA from Nanorana parkeri, 6594 nucleotides. RefSeq names its product cut like homeobox 1 (gene CUX1). The coding region runs from base 1 to 4569 and encodes 1522 amino acids. Gene Ontology annotation, molecular function: DNA binding; DNA-binding transcription factor activity, RNA polymerase II-specific. The transcript is spliced from 24 exons. The record is from RefSeq and is a predicted model, not a curated record. NCBI's taxonomy places the organism in Eukaryota, Metazoa, Chordata, Amphibia, Anura, Dicroglossidae. Gene Ontology annotation, biological process: regulation of DNA-templated transcription.
AUGUACACACACAAGAAUCUGCUAGGAGAAUGUGGACGAAGUUUGAGAGAACUUGAUACAACAGCAACCGUAUUGGCAAACAGACAAGAUGAAAGUGAACAGUCCAGAAAAAAACUUAUUGAUCAAAGUCGAGAAUUCAAGAAAAACACUCCCGAGGACUUUCGCAAACAGGUAGCCCCGUUAUUAAAGAGUUUCCAAGCAGAGAUCGAUGCAUUAAGUAAAAGAAGCAAAGAAGCUGAAGCUGCCUUCUUGAAUGUCUAUAAGCGAUUAAUUGAUGUCCCAGAUCCAGUACCUGCCUUGGAUCUGGGACAGCAAUUACAACUAAAGGUUCAACGGAUGCAUGAUAUCGAAACAGAAAACCAGAAGCUUCGAGAGACAUUAGAAGAAUACAACAAAGAGUUUGCUGAAGUAAAAAACCAAGAGGUUACAAUAAAAGCACUUAGAGAGAAAAUCCGGGAAUAUGAACAGACCCUGAAGAACCAGGCGGAAAAUCUGGCUCUAGAGAAAGAACAAAAGUUACAAAAUGACUUUGCUGAAAAAGAGAGAAAGCUGCAAGAGACUCAGAUGUCUACGUCUUCCAAGCUGGAGGAGACUGAACACAGAGUUCAAGUUCUGCAAGCAGCUUUGGACAAGUCUCAGACAGCACUAUUUGACCUAAAAGCAAAGUAUGAUGAAGAGACAUCAGCAAAAGCUGAUGAGAUUGAGAUGAUUAUGACCGACCUUGAAAGAGCCAAUCAGAGAGCAGAGGUGGUGCAGAGAGAGGCAGAGGACUUAAAGGAACAGCUCUCAUCAUUCAACAAAUCUCUACAGCAUGCCCCACAGGCGCAGAAACCGCCUGAUACUGAGCAGACGCUGGAGGGGGCAGCAUGCUCCAGUAUGGAGGUUGAACUUACUGCAAAGGAGAGGGAAAUUGCCCAACUUGUAGAAGAUGUACAGAGGUUACAGGCCAGUCUUACUAAACUCCGAGAAAACUCUGCCACUCAAAUAACGCAGCUUGAGCAGCAGCUAAACACCAAGAACAACACUCUUAAGCAACUUGAAGAAAAACUGAAAGGGCAGGCUGACUAUGAAGAAAUAAAGAAGGAGCUCAACAUUCUGAAGUCCAUGGAGUUUUCCCAGUCUGAAGGAUCAGGGGGUCAGGAUGCAUCGAAACCAUUGGAGGUUUUGUUGCUGGAGAAGAACCGCUCCAUGCAGUCAGAGAAUGCCACGCUGCGUAUUGGCAACAGCGACCUGAGCGGGUCAGCCAGGAGAAAAGGGAAAGACAAGCAUGAAACUCAGCGCCCUGCAACCUUGCCGGCCUCCCCUACCUCUCAGUUGCUCCGCAACGCAGGGGAGCAGGUUUCCAAUACUAAUGGUACACACAAGUUCUCACCAACGGGUUUAAACCAAGACUAUUUCAGCUUAUCCAUUGCAAGCCCUUCUUUACCCUUGGCCUCCACGGGAAAAUUUGCACUAAAUUCACUUCUCCAGCGACAGCUUAUGCAGUCCUUCUACUCCAAGACAAUGCAGGAAGCAGGAAGCACAAGCAUGCUUUUCUCAACAGGUCACUUCAGCACAAACUCCAUAUCUUCCCAAAGUCCACUGCAGCAGCCAAGCCCGGACGUAAAUGGCAUGGCUCCUUCACCAAGCCAGUCCGAGAGCGCUGGAAGCGUCUCAGAAGGUGAAGAUAUAGACACUGCAGAAAUUGCACGCCAAGUGAAAGAGCAAUUGAUCAAGCACAAUAUUGGGCAACGUAUUUUUGGACAUUAUGUACUGGGACUAUCACAAGGGUCUGUAAGUGAGAUCCUGGCCAGGCCCAAACCUUGGAAUAAAUUAACUGUACGAGGAAAGGAGCCUUUCCACAAGAUGAAGCAGUUCCUGUCCGAUGAGCAGAACAUCCUUGCACUACGGAGUAUACAAGGCCGACAAAGAGAGAAUCCAGGCCAGAACCUGAACAGACUGUUUCAGGAGGUACCGAAAAGAAGAAAUGGGUCUGAAGGAAAUAUUACCACACGCAUCAGAACCUCAGAGACAGGCUCAGAUGAAGCCAUUAAGUCUAUUCUAGAGCAAGCCAAAAGAGAGCUGCAGGUGCUAAAGACUGUUGAGCCGGCUCAGCCCUCUUCAGCAUCCAGCAGUGGUAAUUCUGAUGACACUAUUAGGUCCAUUUUACAACAAGCAAGAAGAGAAAUGGAAGCCCAGCAAGCUGCUUUUGAACCUGCCUUAAAAACGGCAUCUCUAUCCCAAGCUGAUCUUGCUAUAAUUUCUCCCAAACUUAUCUCUACCACUGCAGUCUCUUCGGUGUCAAGUUACUCUCCCUUAAGCAUGUCACUAAAGAAACACAUGCCCGUUUUGGACUCUGGCAUCUCUACGUUACAGAGCCUUUCUUGCGUAAAAAGAGAGCCCCAAGAGACGUCAAUGUUAGACAUUCAUAGCAUGACGGAAUCUACACAGAGCAUGCUAAGGCACGUGAAAAAUGAGCUAGGACGAGGUACUGCGUGGAAAGACCAUUGGUGGAACACUGUUCCACAUGAGCGGAGAACCACAGCGCCAUCUGAAGACACAAAAGUUGAAGAGACCAACUGCAUAAAGGAGAAGCUCAUCACUCAGAACAGGCCGGACCGACAAGGGCCUUCGUCAUCUUCAGAGUACUGGAAGGAGUGGCCAAAUGCUGAAUCCCCGUAUUCGCAGAGCUCGGAAAUCAGCAUGACGGGAGUCAGCCGCAGUGAGACGCCUCAGAACAGUCCAUUGCCUUCAUCUCCGGCUGUAUCUAUAGCCAAGCCAAUCAAACCGUCUGUCCCUCCACUAACUCCGGAACAGUAUGAGGUGUACAUGUACCAGGAGGUGGACACCAUCGAGCUCACCCGUCAAGUGAAAGAGAAGCUUGCAAAAAAUGGAAUCUGCCAAAGGAUAUUCGGUGAAAAGGUGCUGGGCCUGUCACAGGGCAGCGUCAGCGACAUGCUGUCCAGGCCGAAACCCUGGAGCAAGCUGACCCAGAAAGGCCGAGAACCAUUCAUUAGAAUGCAGCUAUGGCUGAACGGGGAGCUUGGGCAAAGCGUCUUGCAGUCACAAGGACAACAACAAGGACAAGCCCUGCUAUCUGCGGCAACUCUGCAGGAUCCUGUUAUCGAAGGAUGUCCAAGUUCAGAAAAUACUCCAAAGAGUUCAACCAGCUGCAGUCCGGCUCCUGAGUCUCCAAUGAGCUCCAGUGAAUCAGUAAAGAGUUUGACAGAACUGGUGCAACAGCCGUGUCCUACGAUAGAGACGAGCAAAGAAGGUGAAGCGCAGGAGUCCAGUGAUGCAACAGCUGGCGACUCUCAGCCAGCCACACCUCUUCCAUUUCCAGGGCAAUCCUCACUGAGUAUUCAAGAACUGGUAGCCAUGUCUCCAGAACUGGACACCUAUGGCAUAACCAAGAGAGUCAAAGAAGUUUUAACCGAUAACAAUUUAGGUCAACGUCUGUUUGGAGAAACUAUUCUUGGGCUCACUCAAGGCUCAGUCUCUGAUUUGCUGGCUAGACCAAAGCCAUGGCAUAAACUUAGCUUGAAAGGAAGAGAACCGUUUGUACGUAUGCAGCUUUGGCUCAAUGACCCAAACAAUGUAGAUAAGCUCAUGGAUAUGAAACGGAUGGAAAAGAAAGCAUACAUGAAAAGACGACACAGCUCAGUGAGUGAUAGUCAGCCAUGUGAACCUCCAUCUGCAGGCCUGGAUUACAGCCAGGGUUCCAGUCCACAGCCACAACAUCAUUUGAAGAAGCCACGAGUGGUGCUGGCUCCAGAGGAGAAGGAAGCUCUAAAAAGGGCUUACCAGCAAAAGCCAUACCCUUCUCCAAAAACUAUAGAAGAGCUUGCCACACAGCUGAACCUGAAAACCAGCACGGUUAUUAACUGGUUCCAUAAUUACAGGUCUCGUAUACGCAGAGAACUGUUCAUUGAAGAAAUUCAAGCAGGUAGCCACGGGCAAAUUGGUUCCAGCGAUUCCCCAUCAGCUACAAGCAGUAGAGCAGCCCAAAGUUCAGAAGGAGAUAGCUGUGAUGGAGUGGACAUGGAAAGCACAAGUGAUGGGAAGCAUGGUGUGUUAGAUGGAGAUGAAUUCAAUAGUGACAACUCAAAGUCUCAGGGAGGACAGACUGAUUCAGCUUUUGAAGAGGGUGAAGAUGCUAGAUCUACUGAAAGACCAGAAACCACCCGGUCAGACAGAGACUGCUCGGUUGAUAGGAAGGAGGAAGGCCGGAGAAAACUGCAGAGUCGGACUUCCCUUCCUGGAACUCUGUGUUCUGGAGAAACUUUAGACACAACACCGAAAUCUGCUACUGAAAAGCAUGCCUCUACCUCAGCUGCCUCAAGCUUGAUUCCUACGAAGGAAGGUUUCCAAAAACCUAAAGAGGAUUCUGAGAAACUAUCCAGCGUGCCAAGUACAAGUUCACAGAAAGGAAACUCUAUCCAGAGCUUGUUCAGCUUUUCUGAGACAUCAAGUUCCAAAAACACACGGGACAACACCUUGAGGAAAAAGAAAGCCGCAAACUUGAACAGCAUAAUUCACCGUUUAGAGAAGGCCGCUAGCCGGGAAGAGCCCAACGAAUGGGAGUUUUGAGAUUAAGUUAACCCUGGUUCCAGCAAACUAGGGGAAUUAAAAUGGACUUUUCACUGGUUAUAUCAUAUUGCGCACUUAUCGCCCUGCAGGCCACAGGGCAAAAACGCCAUAGGCCAAGGUGCAUAUAGAAUACAAAAAGGAGCAUUAAGCCCACUUUUAUGUUGUGUUUUCGAGGACGAAAACUGAAAUAUGUAGUCAAGCUUUUUUGUACCCUGAAGUGUUUUUACUAUUGCCCAAGUGAUUUUCACACUUUCUGGAAUAACUUACAGCUUUGCCUUGUGCCCACUUUUUUAACGUGGGCUUAAAAAAAAGUACAAAAAAAUCUAUAAAAAAAAAAACAAAUAGAGGAAAAAAAAAGAUUGAACCCACAAAGUUAAUGGGGCUUUUUAUCUGCCAUGUAAUGGCCAUAGAGCGAUAAUACACUAUGAUCUUCUUAUACCAGGAAAAGGAGGAGAUUUUUUCAGGAAAAAAUGUCCUUUUUAUUAUUUUAGUUUUCAUUUUUAGUAGCUGUUUCAGUUGCCACUAAGAGAUUGCACAGUCAACUGACUCUAAACACACUAGUUUGGAAUCCUAUUUUCAAGAAGAAAAAAAAAUACCUGCUUGGAACUCUGAGAUAUAAUAAACACACCAACUCCACUUAUUUUCUAACAAAAUGUCACAUCAGGAAAAUAUCUUAAUUUGUGGUAGCUGACGUAGUGUUUUUCUUGUUAGUGAAAAUAGAUAUCCAGUGCACAUUGUUUCAUAGCUUUAACCAAUUCUGGUCUUUUCCAGAUCAGAGUUUGUUUAUUACACUCCAUUUUAGGCCAAAUCAGGACAAAAAAAAAAGAUCUGAAUUUAGGUAUUUUAUAAUCUGCUUUUUAACCUCUAACCACAGAGCACGCUGAUCAGACCUCAUAUUUUAGGGGGGCAGAAGGGUACAAGUUGGAAUGGUAGACCUGUACUGAUUGAUUUGUGGGCUAAGAGUACACCCUUUACAGUAUUCCCUUCAUAGAAUCAUUUGUAUCUGUUGCAUUACUCCAACGGACAACAUCCGACUUUAAUAAGUUAUAUUAUUACCAAAUAUGCUGCCAGCAGAAUGAGUAUAAGAGACAUUUUACAUGCAGACUAAUCAAAAACUUUUUGUAAAAAAAAAAAAAUAAUACAGAAACACAACAAACCUCUUACAUAGUACUAUGUAAAUAGAACCUAAAACCAAAACACCCGUUUUAACAACACCGCAUUUGUGGCUCAAAGCAAUCUUUUUAUACAAGCGCCGGCUCUUGUUUCAAGUACGACACCCAUUCCAAUUUGUAUCCUGUUCCUUCUAGCUGUCAAUAUGUGUGUGAGAGAGAACAGAGACGUGUGAGAUUACCCGUGUAUGCAAUUUUAUAAGUCUGUGUAUUUUCUUAUGUAUUUGUGCACACAUAGAGUGCAUUACUGCCACCUUUUUUCAAUAAGCUGGUUGAUCUGCUAUGGCUUCUACAAGAUUUGCUGAACUAGGCUCGUUUAUCGCCAUAUCUUAAAAACUAACAAUAGAUGAUUUCAGUAUAUAUAUAUUUUUUUUGCUUAUUUAUAGGUGCUGUAUUUUAUUAUCCGAUUGUUAGGAAGGGAUGAAACGGGGGCAAAUAUUCUUUAGAGGGAUAGACUGCCGGCAGUAUUGGGUAUAAUUUACAAGAUGUAGUUGUCAUACUGUAUAUUAUUGAUUUUAAAGAUUUUUUUUUUUCUUUGAUCUUAUUGUGUAUCAUUGGAGCAUUGUGUCUUAGGUCAGCAUCUUUUGAUGACGUUAUUUGGUGCAUUUGUUACUUACGUUUUAAUAAUAUUACGUUUUUUGUUUAUUUUAUUUUGGGUCCCUUUUUCAUAUAGGGGAUAGGAGUGUUGUGUUUCUAGCUACACUCUCCUAUGCUAAACCUCAUUGAGCUUGUAUUAUUUAGUAGAAAAAAUGUAAUGUGUAGAACCACAAAAAAAUAGCUCUUUACAUUGCAUUGGCAAGAUGCAGUAGCACUUCAGGUUUUAAGACAGACAAAUUUCUUUAUGAUAAACAAUACA